GCCUCUCCAUGUGCCCGCUGCGAACUGUCAACAUUGACUCGCUCCGACCUCCGAAGGAGAAAGCGCAAGUGUGUAUUUCGGGGAAAGUGCGAGCCGAAAGCUCCUCGUCACCAUGAAGGUGGUCGGAUCUACGUGCGCCCUGAAGAGCAAAGUGGGCGGCGACGACAUGGUGCGCUGCUUGUCCGAGCAGAGCCUCGCCAUCUCCAAGUGCAAGAUCCCGCUGCUGGACGAGCAGAUGAGCGUCUUCCUGCAGGACAUGAACAGCUGCUACAGCAAGCUCAAGGAGCUCGUGCCCACCCUGCCGACCAACAAGAAGGCGAGCAAGGUGGAGAUCCUGCAGCACGUCAUCGACUACAUCUGGGAUCUGCAGGUGGAGCUGGACGAGCCCGAGAGGAGCCGCGCGCACCAGCCGGGAGCCGCGCAGGCUCGCACGCCGCUCACCGCGCUCAACGCGGAGCUCGCCGGCAUCGCCGUAGACAACGCGUGCUCGGACGACAGGAUCAUGUGCCGCUGAGAGCUCGGCGCAGCAUCUUCAGCUUCACGAGGCUUUUCCUAAGAUGUCAUCGUGCAGCAUCCGCGGAGACCUUUGAACUGUUGUUAGGGGAGGGUGGGGGGUGGUGGUGUGUGUGUGUGAGGGGGGGGGGGGGGGGUAACCGGGGUCGUUCACGUGCGCUCCCAGAAAAACAAAAGGGCGACAAGCGCUGCGCGGACGUCUUCGAGUUGGAGAGGAUGUCGAAGCAAGAAGUCGCUCGAGGUUCUCCAUUCGUCCGAGGGCCCGGAGGGAGCGAAGAAGCAUGCAGAUGAGACUGGACUGGCCGGCCGGACCGAGACCGCAUGGGUCCGGCGCAACCGGCGGGUCCUGUUGCAUGUUCUACAACGCUUCUGUUACAUCCUUCUAUCGUGUGCAAAAACAAAUAUAUAUAGAUAUAUAUAUAUAUAGAGAGAGAGAGAGAAAGAAAUCAUUCCACAAAUUUGUAUUUUUUUUAACUUUUUUUAUUCUCAGAUUCCUGAGUGACAAACUGUAUUGUAUAUUACAAUGCCACAUUACAUGUGAACAUAUUGUUUUCUUACAAUGUACAUUUUAUUGGUGAUUUUUGUUUUUUGGUUUGUUUUUUUAAUUAAAACAAGACAAUUAUUUUUGAACAAGC
This is a messenger RNA of Phycodurus eques (leafy seadragon), 1148 nucleotides long. RefSeq names its product inhibitor of DNA binding 1, HLH protein (gene id1). The transcript has 2 exons. Lineage: Eukaryota; Metazoa; Chordata; Actinopteri; Syngnathiformes; Syngnathidae. Bases 113 to 514 code for a protein of 133 amino acids. The record is from RefSeq and is a predicted model, not a curated record. Gene Ontology annotation, molecular function: transcription regulator activity; protein dimerization activity. Gene Ontology annotation, cellular component: nucleus; cytoplasm. Gene Ontology annotation, biological process: circadian regulation of gene expression; negative regulation of transcription by RNA polymerase II; cell differentiation.